Saimiri boliviensis boliviensis (Bolivian squirrel monkey) is the source of this 1730-nucleotide messenger RNA. RefSeq names its product hyaluronan and proteoglycan link protein 2 (gene HAPLN2). Gene Ontology annotation, biological process: positive regulation of neuroblast proliferation; skeletal system development; central nervous system development. Gene Ontology annotation, cellular component: perineuronal net; synapse. Lineage: Eukaryota; Metazoa; Chordata; Mammalia; Primates; Cebidae. Gene Ontology annotation, molecular function: hyaluronic acid binding. The record is from RefSeq and is a predicted model, not a curated record.
AUUGCCAUUACCCACAGAAUAAAGAAAGGGGCCCUGUUAUUCAACAAUAGGGGAAAAGACAGAGACAAUGGGAAAUUGUGCUUCCGAUGGGGUGGGGACUGAGAAGGAAAGGAUAGACAGACAGACAGGGGUCUGUACAGAAGAGGUCAGGUUUCCUGAAGCAGCUGGAAGUCCUGGAUGGUUCCCACCUGAGAGUCCGUUCGCAAAGGCAAUGCGCACUCAGGCACCAGAGGGCAGAGGUCCUCAAGUCCCAGAAUUCUAAGGUGCUUGAAACACCCAGGAGCCUGGCAACAGCUUCUUCCAGAACCCCUUCCUCAAGCAAGGCAAAAAGCUGCUGAGCACCGCUCCCUCCAUCUCUGUGAAGAAACCAGACAGUGCCUGGCUAACUCUCCAUCAUGCCAGGCUGGCUCACCCUCCCCGCGCUCUGCUGUUUUCUACUCCUUUGGGCCUUCACCGUCUUCCAUAAAGCCCAAGGAGACCCAGCAUCCCACCCCGGCCCCCACUACCUCCUGCCCCCCAUCCACGAGGUCAUUCACUCUCAUCGUGGGGCCACGGCCACGCUGCCCUGCGUCCUGGGCACCUCGCCUCCCAGCUACAAGGUGCGCUGGAGCAAGGUGGAGCCCGGGGAGCUCCGGGAAACGCUGAUCCUGGUCACCAACGGACUGCAAGCCCGGGGGUACGGGCCCCUGGGAGGGCGCGCCAGGAUGCGGAGGGGGCAUCGGCUAGACGCUUCCCUGGUCAUCGCGGGCGUGCGCCUGGAGGACGAGGGCCGGUACCGCUGCGAGCUCAUCAACGGCAUUGAGGACGAGAGCGUGGCGCUGACCCUGAGCCUGGAGGGUGUCGUGUUUCCGUACCAACCCAGCCGGGGACGGUACCAGUUCAAUUACUACGAGGCGAAGCAGGCGUGCGAGGAGCAGGACGGACGCCUGGCCACCUACUCCCAGCUCUACCAAGCGUGGACCGAGGGUCUGGACUGGUGUAACGCCGGCUGGCUGCUCGAGGGCUCCGUGCGCUACCCUGUGCUCACCGCGCGCGCUCCGUGCGGCGGCCGAGGCAGGCCCGGGAUCCGCAGCUACGGGCCCCGCGACCUGAUGCGCGACCGCUACGACGCCUUCUGCUUCACCUCGGUGCUGGCGGGCCAAGUGUUCUUCGUGCCCGGGCGGCUGACGCUGUCUGAAGCCCACGCUGCGUGCCGGCGACGCGGCGCCGUGGUGGCCAAGGUCGGGCACCUCUACGCAGCCUGGAAGUUCUCGGGGCUAGACCAGUGCGACGGCGGCUGGCUGGCUGACGGCAGCGUGCGCUUCCCCAUCACCACGCCGCGGCCGCGCUGCGGGGGGCUCCCGGAUCCCGGAGUGCGCAGCUUCGGCUUCCCCAGGCCCCAGCAGGCAGCCUACGGGACCUACUGCUACGCCGAGAAUUAGUGUCACCGUGUCCUCUCCAGCGCUCGCGACAAAGCGUGGGAGUCGUAACUGGGUUCGCUCGACACCCCUUUUCGGAGCUCCAGACCGGGAGAAGCCUCUCCAGACCUGCCUUUCCAGCGGGUGCUGCGGGCCCCGGACUCCGGCUGGCCAGGCGACGGGGAGGGGAGGCGGGUGCGCCCUCGGCGGAGAGGUGCGGCGGUGACCCUCGGACCCGCUGAGGUUCGCGAGCCCCCGCAGUGGGCUCAGCCGCCGUUGGGCGGGAGGGGAGGCCGGGGGUAUUAACGGCAAUAAAAUAACCUGGGGACCCUU